AAUCACUAACUGUGCUUCUCGCAUUUGAUCUCCUCCAUUAUGAUUAUGUUUAUGACGCGAUCUGUCUACUUUCAAAUUAAAUAUCGCGCGAGAAACCGCGAGAGAAAUUAAUCCAAUCAAAUUCACUCUAAAAACAGCUUAUCGAUUUUUGGCCUAUCAAAUGUAAUGUACUUACGGAGUUAUGGUAAACCCAAACAUGAUGAAAUGUCAAACAACGUGUUUACGGUGUUAUUGUAAAAUUUUUCCUUGAAAGACAAUACAAUUAGAAUGAGAGAUACACUAAAAGAAAACACUAAUAAAUUUGUAACUGUUGAAGUGGCAGAGAGACCACAAGUGAAGCCAGAGCAGUGGGUGGAGGCCAGGAACUCAAGUGGAAAAUGGCAUAAACUGAGAUCUAUUCUCUUGGAAUGGAAGAAGUCUCGGAUUAUCGAGAAGUGUGUGUACGUUUUGGCGGUGAUCACCAUUAUAUUUUUGACACAUGCCACAGUGUAUGCCCAGUGGUUGUUGCCGUACUAUUACGCUGUUAGUACCCCCCUACUUAUCCUCAUCAGGGUUAUCAUGUACUGCAAGAACAAGUGGCAAUAUUUUCUACUGGACUUCUGUUACUAUGCCAACAUCCUGUGGUACAUUUUUAUCUGGAUUCCUGGUAGUGGGGAGAUGUUUGCGGUUGUCUUUGCCCUGUCUAACGGACCUCUGAUUUGGGCCAUGGUUGUGUACAGAAAUUCUCUAGUCUUCCACAGUACAGACAAAGUUACCUCAGCGUACAUACACAUUCUGCCUGCUCUGCUUUCAUUUGGGAUCCGGUGGUACAGAGAGGAAGUCUCCCAGUACUGGUUCCAGGAGUUUGUUGUACCAGAGAUGUCAGAGGAAUCCCCUAUCUGGUUACUGCUGGUGCCAUUUGCUUGCUUCUUCAUUCACAGUGGAAUUUAUUUUCUGGUCAUCCAUAUCGUGGCUAAACCUAGUGAGGAGUAUGUCACAAGUUUUAAUUAUCUUGGAAAAAAGCAGGAAAGCUGCCUGUACAAAACAUUCAAUAUUUGUGGGGACAGGUGCCGUCCCUUCAUGUUUUACUUCUUUAACUGGUUGUUCUGUAUUGUCAGUCUAGCGGGCGUCUUUAUCUGGUAUAACUUUUACGUGGCCCACUGUAUAUUCCUUGGUGUUAUGUCUGCUGUGCUGAUCAUGAACGGAGGGAAUUAUUACAUUGAUGUGUUCAGUAAAAGAGGAUUCGUUGAGGGGGAAUGUGAAUGACGUUUAUACAAUAUUACUUACCUCUACCGUCAUCUUAUUUAUAUCAUUACCAUACUUAUUAGGAUUUGUGACUGUAAGUGUUAGUGAAGUUUUUAGUAAUAUACUUACAAAACAAAUGUCCAUUUUUCAUACUAUUAUUUAUUUAUUAUAGCAUCAUCAUUUUCACCAUAAAUAGUGGGAUAAUAUUUAGUUACCUUUGAAAAAUCAAUAUCAUGUUAAGAAGGUUAGUCCUUGUAAAUCUCCUUGAGAUCACACUGGCUAUUAGAGGUGUAUUUUUUGAUAUAUAUUGUUACUUGUUAAACAUUUUGCUGUUUCCUGCAUUUAUAGAUGGUUGUUUUGUAAUAUAUGUAAAGAUACAGUUUUAAUCCAGAAUUGAGUGAUGAUUUUGAAAUUCAUGCUUUGUUUGAUUCUUCACUUCUUUUUGUUUCUUUAUAGCACAGUAAAACAUGCUCAUAAUGAACCUUCUUAUAACAAAUUUAUGCUUACAGCAAAGUGAUAGCCAAAAAACACACAUGAAAAAUAUCCUGAAAUUAAUGGAUUUAACGAAUUAUGUUUAUAAUGAAGCACUUGGCUAUAAGCGUUUUUUUUUUUUUUUUAAACUUCUUUGUCAGGAUCAAAACAGAAAUAUUUAGACUAGCUGUGUUUUGGGAUAGAAAUCCAAAGAUUUUGGAAUAAUUACAUUAUUACCUUUUUGUACAAAUAUGUCAUUUUAGCUGACUGUAGACUAGUAAUUAAUCUUUAAUACAUGUACCUCAAAGUUUCUUUCUAAGUCAAUAAUACAGUGCAAUACACAUUCAUCCUUUUUAACAAAAACUGACCUUUUAGAUUUACAUUUUUACUGAGUUUUAAUUACUUUUACAGUUUUCACCAAGUUCUGAUAGUAUUAAAUUCUGAUGUAGUGUACAGUAUAAUGACUGUAUUUAGCUUUUAUCUCAGCAAGGGCUGUGAAUGGUUUGCAUUCCAAAGAGUAAUAUGUUCUAGUUAUUGAGUCAUGCUUGCCAUGUAUUAUACGUGAUUUGCCAGUUUUAUUCUAUGUGAAUAUUUUUAAACUGUUAAUUACAGCUUAUGUUAACUAAUAUGUGUACAUGUAUUAAAUUUUGUACAAUAUAUAUCACUUGUGGUUUUGAGUGCCAUAAAAGGAUUUAUUCUUUGGUGCACAGGAUGAAAAUGCUAAAAAUUUUGGGGAUUUAUUUUGUGUUUUGGUUGAUUGUCUAUCUCAAGACAUUCACAUCAUUUUAGAUUUCAAAAAUUUGAAUGAAAUGAUUAGAAAAAGUGUUAUAUUUUGAUAUGAAAAAAAAAAUCAAUAAGGACAUAAUAUUUUGUCAACAUUGAUUUAAUUUAAUGUACAAAUAAAUGCAUUAAAUGUUAAAA
This is a messenger RNA of Saccostrea echinata, 2616 nucleotides long. RefSeq lists its product as uncharacterized. The transcript has 8 exons. Bases 268 to 1245 code for a protein of 325 amino acids. Gene Ontology annotation, biological process: phosphatidylcholine biosynthetic process. The record is from RefSeq and is a predicted model, not a curated record. Lineage: Eukaryota; Metazoa; Mollusca; Bivalvia; Ostreida; Ostreidae.